CCAAAGAUACGGUUUCGAGCCGGACGUAUGGGAGUUUGUGUAUGGCCAAUAGGCCAGCGGAUGAAGGGAGACGAGAAGGUGGAGAUGUGGUGGAACAACUGGCGAGAUAUCAAUUGACGAAUGGAAAGAUGUUGACCAAACUUCCAACCCCUCUACCAGUCGUUCAGUAACCUCUUGGAAUCUCGUCCGAAUUCCGACACCGUCCCUGGCAUGGAGAGUACUAAGGGCGGUUCGACCCCUCAUCGACCCCUCCCACGAGGGAUUAUCCGAUGUGUCCAAUAUGAUCGACGAGAUAUCAUAUAUCUCAGAUGAAGCCUUGAUAGUCGACAUAUCUCCCUAUAACUACCAUUUACCAACGCAUUGAACAUCGGUGAGCGAAGGAAACCUGCGAAAUAUUGUUGGCGAUCGACAAUGACCGAGUUGUUGUUUCGUCCAGCGCGAGUUGAAAGAAAGAGCAGUGAGGUCGUGUGACUGUGACCUCGGGACUGAUGGAUAGGCCAAUAAUGAACGAUAACAGGUGCAGUUGAGAGACGAAAUCGAGAUGGAGGCGGAUGCGCUUCUUAUUAUAGGCGACUUUUCAGAAUGAACGAAUGGAGGGAGCCCUUGCUUCCUCACUCCCUUACUUCACGCCAAAGCGGACCCUUUCCCUUUCGCUUUCGCUUUCCCUUUCUUUGAGGUUGAGGCUGCGGGUGUCCAUCAUUCUCAUUCGCUGCCAUUCUUCAUCUGACGGCGACCCAAGUCACCCAACUGAUUCAGCACUUCAACCAUGAUGCGAGUCGGUGGAAGCGGUUUGGGACUCAGCAGAGCGGUAGCGGACGGUCGAAUCAGAGUCUGCGAUGCCGACUCACAGCAUCGAGAGGUGAUGCAGUGCCCGCACCACCUGCGCAGCACAUGUUCACGAUACCGAGUUCUCUGGAUGCCGAAUCUGAUGCUGCUCGCUGCCCUCUUUGUUUCCGAGAGAACUGAAAUAUCGUGAAGUUGUUACCCACCUACCUAGCUAUCUGGUAUUCAAGUACUCGAAUAGUUGAGUACCUAGGCAGGUAGUUCGGUGCCUGUCCUGUUUGCCCCACCACUAGGUACCUACCCUCCUACCCACUCUCAGCAGUCUAGGAGGCAGGCGCAGGGGGACCCUUAUCGAUUAACUCGACGAUCCACCCACUACAUCAUCCUCAGAUUUCCUGACAACCUAGCACUUUCACUUUGCAGACUCGACAGAACUGAGAAUUUUGCAGGUGUGGUUUCCAAUUUCUUGAAGUACAUCAGCCACUUCAUCCAGCCACUGCCACUGCAAUUAUAUACCUCGACAAUCCAACCUCGGAUCUAAUUUGGAUUGUUCUUCACCAAUUCCUCCACCGCCAGUCUCGGUCCAUCAACCAACCAACCCGUCCUCGUCCAUAACUUUCCAAUUCUGACAUUGAGACCACGCGUCAUUGAAACCACCACGUACAGUCAAACAAUCAGUUCGCCAUCUCGAAUCAAAUAGCAAACCAAGCAUGAGCUCGCCAUUACGGGCACGCCAGUCGCACGAUAUCGAUCCUUACACCACCCCUGAAAUCUACUAUGGCAACGAGUCCGUUUACAAAACCAACAAGCACUUCCGCACCCGCACAUACUCUUCUGUAGGCUACUUGAACUUCUGCCAAUUGCUGCCAUUGACUGACUCCUCCCACAGAGCCAAAAUCCGGUAGUCGAUAGCGUCUUCGGACCCCGACAACCCCAACGUCGGGGAUCUCAUGGUGAGCAGAACUUCCUAACGGACAGACGAGCAAACAGGACAAGGUAGGACGCUAACGAUUGAGUUUAGAUGAGGCUUCCUUGUUCCCUCGGAGAUUCCUAAUUCAGGUAGAAUCAACCCUCGCCCAUCUCGCAAAGCAGGAAGACACGGACAACAACUGGCAGAUUACAAUUGAAGAUACAGGUCCAAAGGUGUGUGGAAAUUGGCAAAUCUUGGCAAUCUGCUCAUUGAUUUCAAUAGGUCCUCUCUUUGGGAACGGCAGCGUCAAAUGGGUUCAAGAGAUUCGAUAUUCGGGGCACGUAUAUGCUCUCGAACCUGCUUCAAGAACUGCACUUGGCCAAAGAACUUGGUCGCCACCAGAUCAUUUUGGACGAGUCCCGGUUGAAUGAGAACCCCACCAAUCGAUUGGCGCGUCUCAUCAAAGACUCUUUCUGGGAUCGUUUAACAAGAGUAAUUGACGGUUCCGUGAUCGAGAUUGCGGGACGAGACCCAAAGGAUUGGACCCCAGACCCAAGACCACGUAUCUACGUUCCUCACGGAGCCCCAGAACAGUACGAGUAUUACACAAAGGUUGCCAAGGAGAGACCCGAAAUUCGUCUCGAUGUCUGCUGGCUGCCUAAGAAAAUCACACCCGAGGCUGUCAGGGACAUGAAUGUGAAGCCGGGUCUUCUCGCCGUAGCCAUGGAAGAAAUCACGGACCCUGUCACUAGUGCAAAAUCUCUUAAAGGAAAACCUUUUGUGGUUCCUGGAGGACGUUUCAACGAGUUAUAUGGUUGGGAUAGUUAUAUGGAGUCUCUUGGUUUGAUUGCCAACGGAAAAGUCCAUCUAGCAAAGUCAAUGGUGGAGCAUUUUUGUUUUUGCAUCAAACAUUAUGGCAAGAUACUCAACGCUACUCGAUCAUACUACCUUUGUAGAUCCCAGCCGCCAUUCUUAACAGACAUGGCAAUGCGAGUUUACGAAGAGAUUCAGGCAACUGAUUUGGGGGCAAAGGAGUUUUUGCGGACUGCUAUCCUAGCUGCUAUUAAAGAAUACAACAGUGUUUGGAUGGCGGAGCCACGAUAUGACCCCGAGACAGGCCUUUCUCGAUAUCGCCCCGAAGGUCUGGGUGUUCCCCCAGAGACUGAGGCGACCCAUUUCACUCACAUCCUGGAGCCUUAUGCCAAGAAGCAUGGAUUGACGUUCGAGGAGUUCGUUGAUGCGUACAAUCAUGGCAGAGUCGUUGAACCAGAUCUCGAUGAGUACUUUCUCCAUGAUCGUGCCGUACGAGAAUCCGGCCAUGACACUUCGUAUCGCUUGGAGAGGGUAUGCGCAAAUCUCGCAACUAUUGACUUGAAUUCUCUGCUCUACAAGUACGAAAAAGAUAUUGCAAAGGCUAUCAAGAGAUUUUUCGGUGAUAAGCUUCGUAUUCCAGAGGAGUUCUGUGUUGGUGAUAUGGUUCCAGAUCAUAUCGAAACUUCAUCCAUGUGGGAUCGCAAAGCUAAGCGCCGUAAGGCUGCCAUGGACAAGUAUCAGUGGAACGCGGAGAAGGGCAUGUUUUUCGAUUAUGAUACUGUCAAGAAAGAGCAAUGUACCUACGAAACUUGUACUACAUUUUGGGCUAUGUGGUCGGGCGUUGCAACUCCUUUGCAGGCAUCGCUUCUCGUGUCGAACGCCCUCCCCAAAUUUGAGGUUCUAGGUGGUUUGGUGUCUGGAACAGAGGAAUCAAGAGGAGAAAUCGGAUUGGAACGACCAAACAGACAGUGGGAUUAUCCUUAUGGAUGGGCUCCGCAACAAAUGUUGGCAUGGACCGCAUUGGACAGAUAUGGCUACCAUGAGGAUGUAGCACGUUUAGCGUACAAAUGGCUUUUCAUGAUGACAAAAGCCUUUGUAGAUUUCAACGGUGUUGUGGUCGAGAAAUAUGACGUUACGCAUCUUACCGCACCACAUCGAGUUGAUGCUGAGUAUGGAAAUCAAGGGCUUGACUUCAAAGGAGUUGCCAAAGAAGGGUAAGUUCUCUCUUCCGAAAUAACCAUUCUUUUCUGACGUUUUCAGAUUUGGCUGGGUCAAUGCCAGCUAUGUGUUUGGUCUCGAAUUUACGAACGCACAUAUGCAAAGAGCUCUUGGUACCUUGACACCUUGGAGCGAUUAUGCUCGUGCCACAGAAGGCAUUCCUGAGCUCCUCGCUCCUCAUCCAUGAAUAAAAUAUUAAUGCCCUCAUGAUACUCGAACGAACUAGAUCAGUCAACAGUACAGUACUAUAAUGCGCAUUCGCUAACGACAUUACGCGAUACCCAGAGUUUCGAAUACUCUAUGAAAAUGUGUUUUCCGCCUUGUUGUUUCGCUUCGGAGUUUGCUUUGUAUGGGCUUACAAAGAAGAUUUUCAGAAGAAGUGAGAAUUUAAAUGAUGAUGGUCCCUGGUAUUAGACUGGUUUCUUCAGCUAAGGAAGGACCUUUUGCAAUAUGACCGUGUGUAUAAGGGCAACUUAUUUGAGCGGACUUUCUAGCUUAGUUGACUGUCUCUUCGUUGUUUGAUUAAUGAUUGGGCUCUUGGGAUAGAUAUAACUUAGCUGGAAUUUCGCAAAUUAACUAGUUGCUCAUUAUCUAAAGCCUU
This is a messenger RNA of Hymenoscyphus albidus, 4325 nucleotides long. NCBI's taxonomy places the organism in Eukaryota, Fungi, Ascomycota, Leotiomycetes, Helotiales, Helotiaceae. The record is from the annotation of a GenBank genome assembly.